AUGCCCUUCAAACGCCCAGCCCCCAAUCCGACGCAGUCAGCCUCCGCGUCCGGGUCUUCCUCGUCUUCAGGCUCACCACCUCCCGCGAAACGCUCCAAGGCCUCCAUGACCAAGUCUCUGCCGGAGAUAAAGGUAUACCUUGUGCAAGCGAAACUCGACGCGGCCGCCAUCGCUGAACUGCUCACUCUGGGAGAGCGGCAUACGAAGGGCGUUUGCGAGAACGCGGCGGACGCGGACAUUAUCCUCACGGCUAUAAGCAUGCGGCGGCGGUUCGAGAGGCAUGUUCCCUGGGACAUCGCGACGUCAAAAGCAGUAGUGACGCCCCAAUGGCUACGAGACUCUAUCGAGCACGGGUCCGCGCUACCAUGCGGAGACUACGUCGCCAUCGAAGACCUCCACGAGACGACGGUGAAGAACUGCCCAGACUGCAACUGCAAGCCCUGCGCGUGCGCGGACUCCUCCGCGAGCGCGUUAUCUCCGUCGUCCUCCCCAAGACGCUCUGCUGCUCAUGGCCCAGGACAUCUCCCUUCCCCUCCGACGUCUCCUUGCACAUCGCGGCAUGAUGCCUCUGGUCAAGCCGCGCCAAUACCGGCGCAUCUACUCCCGCCAGACCCGCCCAACGUGACCGACCUCGAGAAGCUCAACUAUAUGUCUCUAUACGCGUGUCAGAGGGCGUCGCCUCUCGUAUGCCCGAACCAGGACCUCGCGCGCGAACUCGAUAUCAUUCGACAAAGCCGGGCACUGGAGGGUGAGGAUCGCAGUGCGUUGAGCUACCAGCGCGCCAUCUCCGUGAUCAAAGCGUACCCCGAGAGAAUCCGGUCGCUCAAGCAGGUGCAGAAGCUGCCUUACAUAGGCGUGAAGAUCUCAGGUCUGGUCGACGAGUUCCUCGACAACGGCCACAUCUCCGAGGCGCAAACGAUCAAAUCCUCCGAGCGCUUCCGCACCCUCUCGCUCUUCACCUCCAUCUACGGAAUCGGCCCGCACGCCGCGCGCCGCCUCUUCGCCCUCGGCCUCCGCUCGCUCGCCGACCUCGAGAUCUACUAUGGGGUCGAACCCUCCUCUUCCCCAACCCAACCAUCACAAAUAGUCGAGGUAGAGCCGGAGAAAUCGCGCCAGGCGGGGUGGAAGGGCCCGGGGAAGGAUAAGGAUAAAGGUGGGCAGGACGAGGGGCUGGGGGAGAGCUGGAUCCGGGUCGCGCUCGGGCUGCGGGAGGAUCUGAGUAAGAUGAUCCCGCGGGACGAGGUCGAGGAGAUCGGGCGCGUCGUGAUGCGCGAGCUCGACGCGCUCGAGCCGGGCUGCGUCUCCACGAUCGUCGGCGGGUACAGAAGGGGAAAAACGGAGAGCAACGACGUCGACAUCGUGUUCACGCACCCGGACGCGGGCAAGGUGAAGGGCCUCUGUAAGCGCUUCGUCAAGCACUUGCACGAACGCGGAAUGGUCACCCACGUCAUGCACCUGUCGAGCUUCCACGCACACGACCCACUCCGAACAACGCACUGGGACACACUCGAGAAGUCGCUCACCGUGUUCGUCCUCCCGCGCGCGGGCGCGGUGCGCCGCCGGCUGGACCUUAUAUUUGCGCCGCCGGAGGUGUAUUGGACUGCUGUCGUUGGAUGGAGUGGGUCGAUCAUGUUCCAGCGGGACCUGAGGCAGUGGGCGAAGGAUCGGUGCGGGAUGAAGUUUGAUAGUUCCGGAAUAACACGCCGGUACGACUCGAAAGAGUUCCACCCGCGGACGGAGAAGGAGGUGUUCGAGCUGCUCGGGCUCGAGUGGGUCGAUCCCGUUUGGCGGAACGCGGACUUGUGACUGGGGAAGGUGGUGUUUUAUCGCUUUGUAUGGGACGGUCUUGGUGUAUUUGUUGUAUUUGUGCCUAUGUGUUGUACGCGUACUGUGGUUGUACUGAUGAUAGGCCUUUGGACG
Messenger RNA from Trametes versicolor FP-101664 SS1, 1920 nucleotides. RefSeq names its product Nucleotidyltransferase. Bases 1 to 1806 code for a protein of 601 amino acids. Gene Ontology annotation, biological process: double-strand break repair via nonhomologous end joining. Gene Ontology annotation, molecular function: DNA binding; DNA-directed DNA polymerase activity. The transcript has 11 exons. Gene Ontology annotation, cellular component: nucleus. The record is from RefSeq and is a predicted model, not a curated record. NCBI's taxonomy places the organism in Eukaryota, Fungi, Basidiomycota, Agaricomycetes, Polyporales, Polyporaceae.